UUGUUGAUGUUGCCUGUGCCGGUACGUAAGCAGCGCGCGCACAAGAAGCAUGUGGACAUGUGGUGUUGCUGUGAUACUACCAAUAGGCGGGACUGUGGCUCUGCAGUGUGUGAUUGUGAGCCGCACAGCUGGAGCGCGAGCAGAAGGCUGGCACGCGGUCCAGCUGCGACCAGAUGACUGAGCUCAGCUGCUCCCGCAACACCGAGCGCGCCGCGACGGGGACUUGUGCGCAUCGCGGGGUUAAUGUGCCGUAAGAGAAAUUACCCGCAUAGCUCAUUCGGGUGGACCGCGAGCAUCAACUCCGAAGGGCAGGAUCCGAGUGUGAUGACUUUCUUCUGGGCUUCGAUCAUCCGCUCUGCUCUCCGCAUGACCUGGUGAUCCCCACUCCGAAGGCGAGCAGAGGCGUUCAGAGUUCGGCGGGUGCUGGUGAUGUAACGCUUUUUUCAUCUCAGUGCUCCCCAUCCACAAAUCACUGUAGCCUCUUCUUCUCAGAGCAUGGGACCCUUCAGACUCUAAAGUCGCGUCCAGGGAGAGCCACGGGGAGUCAAAACCGGAGAAAGGGAAACGAGGGAAUAAACGACGGGGAAAAGGAACGAUGGAGUCCAUACUGUCGGAGCAGUCGGCCACAGUGGACGAGCUGCUGGAAGCGUGCGUCCAAGCUUUCGAUGAGAAGGGCGCUUUGAAGGAUGCUUCCUUGGUCCGCAUGUUCCUCAUGAUGCAGCCUUGGUACAUCCCAUCGACCGACAUGACUAAGAGUCUUGUACUCAAAUCUCAAGAGGAGAGCUGCACCGCUGAGCGCCGAACAAGAAUAUGCCACCUCGUCAAGUAUUGGCUCUCCGAGUUUCCAGCGGAGUUCAAUCUGAACCCGGAGCUGGAGGACCAGAUCAAAGGCUUUAAAGACCUCUUGACCACCGAGGGCAACGAGAGACAGAGUCAGCUCAUUGACCUCGACAGUGUGCCGUCAUAUAAGUGGAAGCGGCAGGUGACUCAGCGUGUCCCAUCAGUGUCCAAAAAGAGGAAGAUGUCGCUGCUGUUUGACCACCUCGAUUCCUGUGAGCUGGCUGAACACCUGACCUACCUGGAGUACAAGUCCUUCUGCAAGAUCCUGUUUCAGGACUACCACAGCUUUGUGAUGCACGGCUGCACCGUGGACAACCCCAUCCUGGAGCGUUUUAUCACCCUUUUCAACAGUGUCUCCCAGUGGAUCCAGCUCAUGGUGCUCAGCAAGCCCACUGCCCCACAGAGAGCGGCCGUCAUCUCCCACUUCAUCAGGGUGGCACAGAAGCUGCUGCAGUUGCAGAACUUCAACACGCUGAUGGCGGUGGUGGGCGGCCUCAGCAACAGCUCCAUCUCUCGUCUCAAAGACACGCAGAGCCACAUCAGCGCGGAGACCAACAAGGUUUUUAACAACCUCAUCGAACUGGUGACAUCAUGCGGGAACUACAGUCAAUACCGCAAGCGCUUCUCUGAAUGCGCCGGCUUUCGAUUUCCUAUCCUUGGCGUGCAUUUGAAAGACCUGAUAGCCGUGCAUGUGGCGCUGCCAGACUGGGCUGACAAAGAGAAGACACGGGUCAACCUGACAAAGACCCAGCAGCUGUACGCCAUCCUCCGAGAGCUGGCGCAGAUCCAGAACACGCCGCCUAACAUCGACGCCAACACGGAUCUGCUCAACCUGCUCACGGUAUCCCUGGACCAGUACCACACAGAGGAGGAGAUCUAUCAGAUGUCUCUACAGAGGGAACCCCGCAAGCCAGCGCAGAACUCCAGCCCCACCCCCGCGCCUGACCCCAAGCCCACCAUGAUCGAUGACUGGGCGGUGUCGGUGAAGCCCAACGCCGACCCCACGAUCAUCAAGAAACACAUAGAGAAGAUGGUGGAGUCGGUCUUCAAGAACUUCGACACAGACGGAGACGGCAACAUCUCCAGAGAUGAGUUUGAAGCAAUCAGGAACAACUUCCCUUACCUCAGCAAGUUUGGAGAGCUGGACAAGAACCAAGACGGGAAGAUCAGCAGAGACGAGAUGAUAGACUACUUUAUGAAGGCCAGCUCUCUGCUGAACUGCAAGAUGGGUUUCAUCCACACUUUCACUGAGGCCACUUACGUCAAACCCACGUUCUGCGAGCACUGCGCCGGCUUCAUAUGGGGCUUCUACAAGCAAGGCUACAAGUGUAAAGCCUGCGGGGUGAACUGCCACAAGGCCUGCCGGAGCCGCCUGGCUGUCGAGUGCCGGAAGAGGACCAAGAGCAUCAGCCACGAGACGCCGCCUGCCCUCCAGGCCAGAUCCUACAGCUUCCCUCCACCUGCCAACACCCCGCCAAGCCUGCAGAACACAGUAAUUGCUGAAGAGGACAUAGAGACGGUGGAGGAAGGAGUGUUUGAUGUGCACCUAUAACCAGCUCUCCAUUUUAGAGUCCCGCCUGCGGUUGCUGUGCGAGAGGCCAAAUCAGCGAACAGUCGGGAGCCAGACGCAGAAUGUGCUACAGUAUGUCAGUUUUUACAACACUGAGGAGAAAUUGCACUGAACACAAGCCAGGAUACCUACAUGCUGCCUCACAGUGGGCACAUGCUGCAACAGCAACGCCGCUCCAGCCACCUCACAUGAAUGUGACCACCAACGUCAGUGGAAUGUAUUUGUAUGAUUUGUUUGUAAAACUUCUGCAUUUUGAUUCUAUGUCGACCAAGAGUGUUACAGUAAAACUUAGUAUACAUUCAAAAAAAACAAACAAAAAAAAAAGAUGAAAAAAAAGAAAGGAAAAAUCCAAAAAUUGUAUUUUCUCGGUGGAAUGCUAAAGUCAGUGAAGUUUAUAAUUUGAGCGCACUUUGCUGCGAAUGGAAAUGGCUGUCAGCGUUUAUCGUUCCAACAUAAAAGAGGUGCUGUUACUGCCAAGAAUGUAAACCUGCCACCCAGACUAAGCUACUGUCUUCUUCAUCCGAGAAGCUCUGCUUGUUAUUGUUUAUCACCCUGUUUUUGAGAAAACAUUUCAACGGACCAAUUAUAGGGCCAAUUUUGAUGUCAGAUAAAAUAUUGUUGAUUUGUGGUGCUCGUCUGAAGCCUGAUGACAAAAGCAGCCAUUUUGCCAACAAAAGAAGCAGCUGAAAUGACUGUGUCGACAGUUAUAAUUAGUGUGGACUUUGAGCGAUGUUAGACUUUUUUUGUCAUGUUUACCUGAAUAUCAGUAACUGUCCUCUAGUUAUUGCUGUGGUGUUGUUUCAGUAUACAGUACUGUCUUGUACCAGUGCACCGAUAGACGAUCCUAUCCUCUUUCAGUACUGUGAAUGUAGCAGAAACAGUGAAUUGCUGCUGUCAAAUGAAGAGCUCGUCGUUUUCCAUUAAACGCGUUGACGGCACAUCGCAGGAAAAGUGUUUAACUUCCCGCUGAUCGCUCCAUCAGAUGUUGAUUGAGCCUUACAGUUCUGAGACUGUCAGUAAGAGUAAAAUAAUCAAAUACAUACCAAAAAACCCAAAGCUGGAGUAAUGAGGCUUUUCAUUGGACAGCAGCGUAUGAAUAUUAUAUUAUUUCCCUGAGAAUAUAUGUUUUGAUGCAAGUUGUAUUUUGCUGUUUUUACCCCCGCAUGCCUCUCCUCUGAUGCUGAUGAUUUGUAUUUUUUUAAAAAUUUUAAUUUGUUUUUUUUUUUUUUUUAACGUUGCACGCCAAGUUAUCACUCAUUAUUGAAACAUGAAGUCUUGAAAUUCCACAUGGAUGAAAAUGCUUCUGUUGCUUUGUGCCUGUGGAGAGAUGAAUUCAGAUUUCGAGUGCCAUAUUGCUAACCGCUGGUUCGUCAUUGAAUGAGACUCCUCACAUCGCUGGUAUUUAUUUUUUCUGUACAAAUAGCUAAAUGGCUGCCGGUCCUUCCGUGUCACUCCCUGCCUCACGAAGGAUGUUUGUUGUCAUUCUGUGAAUGAAUCUUUCAGACUGAUGUCAUGCUAAUCCUUGUGGUCCCAGACGAUUCCCCAGUAUUAAAUCCAGCAGGCAUCACUCUAAUAUGUGUUCUGGUUAAGAAUUUCUGUGACUAUUAAGAAUGAUACUGAUAAAAAAAAACAAAAAAAACCCCA
This is a messenger RNA of Acanthopagrus latus (yellowfin seabream), 4054 nucleotides long. RefSeq names its product RAS guanyl-releasing protein 2-like. Gene Ontology annotation, biological process: Ras protein signal transduction; positive regulation of GTPase activity. Gene Ontology annotation, molecular function: calcium ion binding; guanyl-nucleotide exchange factor activity. The transcript has 17 exons. Gene Ontology annotation, cellular component: plasma membrane. The coding region runs from base 596 to 2392 and encodes 598 amino acids. Lineage: Eukaryota; Metazoa; Chordata; Actinopteri; Spariformes; Sparidae. The record is from RefSeq and is a predicted model, not a curated record.